Osmerus eperlanus (European smelt) is the source of this 2228-nucleotide messenger RNA. RefSeq names its product carboxypeptidase E (gene cpe). Gene Ontology annotation, molecular function: zinc ion binding; metallocarboxypeptidase activity. NCBI's taxonomy places the organism in Eukaryota, Metazoa, Chordata, Actinopteri, Osmeriformes, Osmeridae. The transcript is spliced from 9 exons. Gene Ontology annotation, biological process: protein processing; peptide metabolic process. Bases 175 to 1539 code for a protein of 454 amino acids. The record is from RefSeq and is a predicted model, not a curated record.
GAGGAGAGUGGAAGAGAGAGAGAGAGCUCAGGUGACGUACUGUACAGCAGCACAUCCCGGAGCAAGAUAGAUAGUAUUUAUAGUCCAGAGCGAGGCAAGGGUGCAGAGAUAAGGCUUGACACCAAGUCGCAGGACAGAGACGGACAGAGGAGAGAGGAGAAAUAGCAUACCAAAAUGAAACCGGUCAUUACACUAGUUUUAUUCGGGACUCUGGUUGCCUUGGCAGCAGUUAACGGAGCCGAUGAUGGAGAUAUCUCGUUCGAGUAUCAUCGUUAUGAGGAGCUACGGAAGGCUUUGGUGUCGGUGUGGCUGCAGUGUCCGUCCAUCACGCGCAUCUACACCAUCGGGGAGAGCUUCGAGGGCCGUGAACUGCUCGUUUUGGAGAUGUCAGACAACCCUGGAACGCACGAGCCUGGUGAGCCUGAGUUCAAGUACAUUGGUAACAUGCACGGCAAUGAGGCCGUAGGCCGGGAGUUGAUUGUGUACCUGGCAGAGUACCUGUGCAACCAGUACCAGCUGGGCAAUGACACCAUCAUCGAUCUCGUCCACAACACGCGCAUUCACCUGAUGCCCUCGAUGAACCCUGACGGCUUUGAGAAGGCCGCCUCGCAGCCGGGCGAGCUAAAGGACUGGUUCAUGGGCCGCAGCAACGCCCAGGGGGUGGACCUGAAUCGCAACUUCCCUGACCUCGACCGCAUCAUCUACAUCAACGAGAAGGAGGGCGGAGCCAACAACCACCUGCUGCAGAACAUGAAGAAGGCCGUGGAUGAGAACGCCAAGCUGGCUCCAGAAACCAAAGCAGUGAUCCACUGGAUCAUGGACAUCCCCUUCGUCCUGUCUGCCAACCUGCACGGAGGAGACGUGGUGGCCAACUACCCCUACGACGAAACCCGCACUGGCUCCACCCACGAGUACAGCGCCAGUCCCGACGACGUGACGUUCAAGUCCCUGGCGCGGGCCUACUCCAUGUUCAACCCCGUCAUGUCGGACCCCCAGAGAGCACCCUGCCGCAAGAAUGACGACGACUCCAGCUUCACCGAGGGCAUCACCAACGGAGGGGCCUGGUACAGCGUGCCUGGGGGCAUGCAGGAUUUCAACUACCUGAGCAGUAACUGUUUUGAGAUCACUCUGGAGCUGAGCUGUGACAAGUUCCCAGCUGAGGACACUCUGAAAACCUACUGGGAGCAGAAUCGCAACUCCCUGGUGAACUACAUAGAGCAGGUCCACCGUGGUGUAAAGGGCUUUGUGCGUGACCUUCAGGGGAACCCCAUUUCUAACGCCUCCAUCUCUGUGGAGGGCAUUGACCAUGACAUCACCACAGCCAAAGACGGUGAUUACUGGCGCCUGUUGGCACCUGGAAACUACAAGAUAUCAGCCUCGGCUCCAGGUUAUCUCACCAUCAUCAAGAAGGUGGCCGUUGCCUUCAGCCCAGCAGUCAGGGUUGAUUUUGAGCUGGAGUCCCUUGUGGAGAGGAAGGAGGAGGAAAAAGAGGAGCUGAUGGACUGGUGGAAGAUGAUGUCAGAGACACUGAACUUCUAACUGUUCUCAUUGGUUGAUACGAACAUCCAUUUAUCGGUGUAAUAUAUUCUGCAUUCUGUGUGUCUGCCUACCCAUUGUAAAAAAAUGUCUAUAUUUGUUUCUGCUUUGUUUGUAAUCAUUAUUUAAUGGGUUUUAAUUGUUGUUAUUGUGAUGGGUUUACCCUGUACUGCCUGUUGGUUGACCUGAACACACAAACACCCACACGUGCACAAAACAGAAUCUCCUGGCAGUCUGCACAUGGGGGCGACAGCAAAAUCAUUAUUAGUCUAUUCCUAUGAUGUUGUGUUCUUUAUCGUACAUGUGAUCAGUACCAUGGCAUCCAUCUAUAUAGCCAAUGAGUGAUUGAGUAUUUCAUUAUGUAAAGGCAUUUUGACAUAUCUGUUUCUUCAGGCUUUAGUGCACUGCACACACACAUUUAUAGAGUAUGGUUUUCCUACUAAGGUCUACACAGGGAUCUGACACCCAAUGUUAAGCAAUGAAAGCAUUCACUACAGCAAAGCUUGUAACAUGUAUGUUAUAGAUGUUAAGAGUUAUGUUGGAUUUAUGUUUUUUUGAAACUGGAUGCAAAACAAACUUGAUUUUAGCACAAGAAUAAUGGUUAUGUAAUAUAUACUGUAUUUAGGAAUUAGGCAUUGAAGGAGAUAGCUGUUUUUGUAACACAUAAAGACCAAUACAAGGAUGUAUAUCUA